Molecule: messenger RNA, 1572 nt
Organism: Aspergillus uvarum CBS 121591
Lineage: Eukaryota; Fungi; Ascomycota; Eurotiomycetes; Eurotiales; Aspergillaceae
Product: alpha/beta-hydrolase
Exons: 1
Coding region: 83-1447 (454 amino acids)
Cellular component (GO): membrane
Molecular function (GO): palmitoyl-(protein) hydrolase activity
Source: RefSeq, a predicted model, not a curated record
CGUUGACAUCCGACUUAAAGACGGGGACUCUCAAACAAAUCGCCGCGUCUAGAACCUCGCCGCCAUUAUUGUCUUACCGUUGAUGCGAGGUCAAUGGGUUGUGCAGCGCGCACGACGCGGCUUCGGAGCGUCAACCAUAACGGCGCCUCGCCGAGCCGCAACAUCAUGUCCACCAUGUUACCCAUCCAGAGCAACCAUCCACAACUCCAGGCCUACUCCCAGACUUAAUCAACGGUCUAUCCAAAGAGCCACUCAUCUAUUUUACCCAGCUUUCAAACGCACUCUCUUCACCACCUCCCUCCCCCCCAUCCUCAUCCCCCCCACCAUCUUUCUCGGCCUCCUCCUCGGCCUCUGGACUUGGAAAUGCUUCUGGAUCGUCCUCCUGCAAGAUAAACUCCUCUACCUCUCCUGGCUCCCACCGCUCUCGCGCUCCGAGACCAUCGCCGCUUACGAACCUGAAUGCCGUCCCGUGCAAUGGACCACGCAGCAGAUCCGCAGCCUGGACGGCACGAAACUGACCGUCUGCGAGGGUCGUCUGCCCCGGCGACAGCCCCCCAAGAAGACGGUAGUCAUCUGCUACUUCCAGGGUAACGGCGGCUCCACCCCGCUGCGCUUACCGUUACUCUCCCAGACCCUGCGGGCAUUGUCCAAUGCCCCGCCAGGUUCUAGAAACCCAGAACCAGCGGUCGAGUACAUCAUCACCGCCCUCUCCUACCGCGGGUACUGGACCUCGUCCGGCCGCGCCUCGCAGCGGGGGAUCGAGCGCGACGCCCAGGCGUUCCUCGCGUGGGUGAUGCAGACCUACGCGGCGCCGGACCGAGAGGUCCGGGUCGUCCUGUGGGGUCACAGUCUGGGCUCGGCGGUUGCGACCACCGCGCUGGCGACGUAUCUCAGCAAUGGAGGUACGGUAGCAUCGACGCCUAGAAUGCCCAGUUCCGCGGACGCCACGGUAUCCUCAGCUUCACCACCCCCUAUCACAGGGCUGAUCAUGGAAGCGCCCUCCUCCAGCGUCAAGGAGAUGCUUAUCAGUCUGUAUCCGCAGAAGUGGCUGCCGUAUCGGUAUCUGUGGCCGUUUCUGUGGAACCACUGGGAUAGUGUGCUCGCGUUACGGCGGAUGGUGGCCUGGCGCGAUGGGGUUGCUGCUCCUGGGGAGACAGCGCGGGAUGGCGAAGGUAGAGAUACGUCUGACAAGAUUAGGACGACUCGAGAUGCUGAGACAGCGCCCUUGACUUACCAGGGAAGGAGAUCACUACCGCCAACUCUGCUACUCACGGCUGUGGACGACGAGGUGAUUCCUCCGGAGGCGGCGGCGCAGUUGGAGGCGGAAGCGCAGCGGUUGGGAUUUGAGAUGGUGAGGACGGACGUGCCCGGGGCGAUGCAUACAGAGGCACCGGUGCGGCCGGCGGGGAGGAGGGCGUUGGUGGAGUUUAUCCAGGCGAGGAGUUGAGGGUGCCGUGCUGCACGCUCUUCAAUCCGUAGAGAAGCCGAGACGAAGCAAUCAGCCUGUGACGUUACAUACAAUAAUGAGGUCAAACACUCAAGCCGACGGAUUUGCUUCAAAGGCAUUAGUAC